AUGUUCCACCAAGCCUAUCCGAUGAUGUUUCAGCCAACUGCUUUUAUCAAGUUCCCUCAGCACCCGACCAUAGAAGAGAACGGUUGCUCCCUGGAGGUAAUCACCUUUCUCAUCGUCAGAACCCUCUUUCCAAAAUAUUGCGACAAAGUUCCAGACGAGAAAUCGCUUGAAGCUAUUAGGGUGGCAGCUUGGAAGCGGCUGAUGGAGCAUCACAGGCGGCAAAAACUCUUCUUGAUGCCUUCCUACAUGGCCCUUUACUAUAUCCUCGCGGUCUUUGCAGAGCAAAGCUUUGACGACACGAUCCUUGGUGCGCCCGAUGCCACUAACCUUGCGGUAGAGAUUACGGUAAAGGUCUUUUCCGUGUUUUAUUUCAUUGCAUCUAAAUGGCACGAGGACCCUCACCCCGAGCACAUCACACACGUCAGGUUUGAUUUCGGAGACAAGUCCCUAAUGGACAGACUACAGUGGCACAGGCGCUACAUUCUCUCCAUGGAGCGGCUGCUGCUUCCUAUUCUAGACUACAACAUUUCGGUCAUGCCCGCCCAAUGGUCUACCUUCCUCUUUUUCCUGGGCGCGUUGGUCGACGAGAAGCUGCCCCAGUAUCGUGCUCCUUAUGCCGUUGCGGUUAAGAUUCUCAGAGGUAGUUAUGAAGCAAUUGGCACUCCUGUGCCCUCUGUGCCUCCGGAGAAGUCACUCGGACAGCUUCGUCGAGAUGUCACCAAGAGUCGGAAGAUAGUGAAGCAGGAAAUUCCUGCACUUAUUGCGGCAGUGUGCGAUGGCCUUCAGAACCCAACAGGCAGCUUUAAAUUUCACUUGAGUAUGUGGCUUUAA
This is a messenger RNA of Coprinopsis cinerea okayama7#130, 831 nucleotides long. RefSeq lists its product as hypothetical. The transcript is spliced from 3 exons. The coding region runs from base 1 to 831 and encodes 276 amino acids. The record is from RefSeq and is a predicted model, not a curated record. NCBI's taxonomy places the organism in Eukaryota, Fungi, Basidiomycota, Agaricomycetes, Agaricales, Psathyrellaceae.